Molecule: messenger RNA, 2601 nt
Organism: Prorocentrum cordatum
Lineage: Eukaryota; Dinophyceae; Prorocentrales; Prorocentraceae
Source: the annotation of a GenBank genome assembly
AUGGGGGCCGACGGAGAUGAGACUAGCCCUGCGCAUGUGCGCCAGGAGCCACCAUGGGUCACGACGCUCACGAGCCUGGCCCAGAGGAGCUUCAAGAGGGUCCAGAAUGAGGCGGUGAACAGCAUCAUGCAAAAGAAUGCUGACUUCACCAUGUCCCUGCCGAUAUGGGUCUUGAACAUGUGCUCGAUGACCCUGCCAGCAGCGUGGCCAUUGGAGGGUGCUGUAAAGAAGGCGUACGAGCAUUACUACCAGGAUAAAGGGUGCUACGCGUUCCCACCGCCUGGCCACAUCGUCGAGGCCAGCUUCUACAAGACGCUGGCGCCGGAGAUGGUGCGGAAGUUGCAGCGCGAUAGCCUGGACACGCUGUAUUCGGCCUGGCUCAUGCUGUUGCGCGACGUGCAGGAGAAAGAAGAGAAGCUCGCCAAGAUCGUGGAAGCGGCAAUGCAAGUCCCGAUGAAGUUCACGAAGCGGAACAAUGACAACGAGCGCGUGCUGAAGGUAUACCAGUAUAAGGAGGACGAAGAGAAGAAUGCGGACUUGUUGGGCCACUCCCUCCUUGGCCGAGCGCGCGAGCUAGCAGGGCUCCAAGAAGUUCUUCGUUCGAAUUCUCAGAGCAGCACGCCCCCGGCGAUCGAAGAGCUGUUCAAUUCUGGCGGCAUCACCUGGGCGCAUAAGGAGACUACGAUGAACUUGUACAACAUCAGGCUGCACCUCCGCAUCCUCAGACGCCUGUCGAUGGCAGUUGCCGACGUCGGCGCCCCGGCCUACAAGGACUCGGCCCUGUACUACUUCGACCGCAACGAGGAGAUCUGGGGGCGCAAGCAUCCGAAUGUUGCUAUGCAGGAGACGGGCGGGUCUUUUGAUGCAUUUCAGAGCGCAGUUCCAGACUUUGGAGACCUACGCAUGCUGGCGGAGACUUAUCAUGUCAUGCUUCUGCGCGGAUACAACGUGAAGGCGAGCGGCAGGCGCGCCCCUGAGACCGCCAAGGCCAUCCUGACUAUGACGAAAAUUCCUUCUUCACUGUUGCCACGGUAUCCUCUGUUCGAGUCGGUGCUGUCCGUCUACAAGACGCUGAAGACAUUCCACAAGGAGUACCCAUCAGGUUUGGAUUUUGAUGGCAAGGAAUUGUUACAUGUCAGCCACACUUACCCGAUCCUUGGCGAGGGCACUGCGGAGAAGCUGAACUCAGAGAUCCUGCUCCCUACGAUGCUCAACAAGAAGUUUCAGGCAUUCCUCGGGCACCCCACUGCUCUGGCCGUCCCCUUCAUCAAGGACAUGUUGCCCGAGUUGGAUCAGCUCUACCAGGUGGACGUGGCUGAGCGCAGGGCCAAGGAGCGCGCGGUUCAGGGCGAGCGCGAAGAGUUCGACGUGGCUAUGAGCUGUGAGGCCAGCGGGUUAAUUACCGAAGACGAGGCCAACGUCGUGUUCAUGAAGUGGUCAAGCACCCUUUUGGCUGAUAUCGAGAAGCAGCCGAUGAUUGCAGCAGGGGCUUCGCGCCUGUGGUUCUUCAACGCGGGCACCGACUCCACGAAGGACCCCAACAACAAAGCAUCUGCGUGGCGCAUGAAGGCAACGCCAGACGAGGACCACAUCAACCAGAUGGUCAACAUCGUGGCGUCGUUCAUCAAUGAGUCAGAUUCCGCCGUGAUCGUCAGCGGCCGCAACAAGCUAUUCCAUCGUGCCGCAAAGAAGAUGGUGAUGCAAUGCAAGCCCAAGCUCGCGGUCAAGGAGUUGGAGAUGCUGCCAGACGAGGGCGAGGUGUCGCAACACCUCCGCGUCGAGAGCAGCGUAGUUGGCACCGUGGACCUCACCGACCAGUACCUGCACAUCAUGAAGACCAAGCGCGCCAUGGACACGAAAAGAGGACUCCCUCGGCGAUUCGUCCCAGGGAACACGGCAUUCCGGACAAUGGCUGGCAUUCCCGUGGUCUCCAAGGACAGCAUGGUAAAGGUAUCGUAUUCCGACCGCGAGGCAGUCUUCAAGCACGUGUGCGGCUCGGAGAAGUGGACUCCUGGGGCGAAGGCGGCCAAGGGCCAGGACCUGUCCGACGAUGACGACGACGAGGCACCUGAAGAUACAGCAGUUGACCCCCUGGAGGCGAUCAACGGCGGCACUGCCACAUUAGUCGUCCUGUUCUGGAUGGAGCUGCACUUGAGGGUGCGCGCUCAAUUUCUGUGGGGGGCCGGGGCCCGCGUGUUGAUCAAUUUCACUCCGGGGGCUGGGCAUAUGAUCAAGGCGGCGUUCAUGCUCAGUGUGAAAUCGAUAGUCGUGUGUCAUAACGAAGCUCACGUCAAAGUGCUGAGUGACGUCUUGCGUGCGCAUCUGCUCGACGAGAUCCAGAAAUCUGGGCCCGCAUCAAGCAGGUUCCUCCCAGCGGACAAAGACGAGCGCCUGGAGAAGUGCAAGCCUGAGCGCCUCAAGCUGUACGAGAUGCAGCGGAAGCGGAGCGCUGGCGACUCAGACCUCAUCAGCCCCGAGGCGAAGAGGACUGCGCUUGGGUCCUCAGCGGGGAAGGUGAAAGGCAAGGCGGAUGCCUCGUCUGAUGUAGCAGGCCCAGCGGAGGACUUGCAGGCCUUGCUGGCACAGUGGUCUAAUAAGUAG